Lipotes vexillifer (Yangtze River dolphin) is the source of this 888-nucleotide messenger RNA. It is a transcript of the gene GJD3, whose product is annotated as gap junction protein delta 3. Gene Ontology annotation, cellular component: connexin complex. NCBI's taxonomy places the organism in Eukaryota, Metazoa, Chordata, Mammalia, Artiodactyla, Lipotidae. Bases 1 to 888 code for a protein of 295 amino acids. Gene Ontology annotation, molecular function: gap junction channel activity involved in AV node cell-bundle of His cell electrical coupling. Gene Ontology annotation, biological process: cell-cell signaling. The transcript has a single exon. The record is from RefSeq and is a predicted model, not a curated record.
AUGGGGGAGUGGGCGUUCCUCGGCUCGCUCCUGGACGCCGUGCAACUGCAGUCGCCGCUCGUGGGCCGCCUGUGGCUGGUGGUCAUGCUGAUCUUCCGCAUCCUGGUGCUGGCCACGGUGGGCGGCGCCGUGUUCGAGGAUGAGCAGGAGGAGUUCGUGUGCAACACGCUGCAGCCGGGCUGUCGCCAGACCUGCUACGACCGCGCCUUCCCCGUCUCCCACUACCGCUUCUGGCUCUUCCACAUCCUGCUGCUGUCGGCGCCCCCGGUGCUCUUCGUCAUCUACUCUGUGCACCGGGCCAGCAAGGAGCCGGGCGGCGCGGCCGGCGGGGCGGGGUCGCUGGGGCCCCCGGGGCGCCCGGGGGGCCGCCGCGCGCGCCGCUGCUACCUGCUGAGCGUGGCGCUGCGCCUGCUGGCCGAGCUGGCCUUCCUGGCGGGCCAGGCGCUGCUCUACGGCUUCCGCGUGGCCCCGCACUUCAUGUGCGCCGCUGCCCCGUGCCCACACACGGUGGACUGCUUCGUGAGCCGGCCCACCGAGAAGACCGUCUUCGUGAUCUUUUACUUCGCCGUGGGGCUGCUCUCGGCGCUGCUCAGCGUGGCCGAGCUGGGCCACCUGCUCUGGAAGGGCCGCCCGCGCACCGGCCACUGUCGCCGGGCGGCCGAGCGCGACAACCGCUGCAACCGCGCGCACGAGGAGGCGCAGCAGCUGCUCCCGCCGCCGCCGCCGCCGCCGCCGCCGCCGCCGCCCGCCCUGCCCGCCAGGCGCCCGGGCCCUGACCCCUACGCCCCGCCCUCCUAUGCUCACCGGGCGCCGGCCUGCGACAGCGAGGGCGGCAGCGGCCGCAGCAAGGCUUCGCUGGCCACCGUCCGCCAGGACCUGGCCAUCUAG